Molecule: messenger RNA, 1009 nt
Organism: Brachypodium distachyon (stiff brome)
Lineage: Eukaryota; Viridiplantae; Streptophyta; Magnoliopsida; Poales; Poaceae
Product: uracil phosphoribosyltransferase
Exons: 11
Coding region: 160-843 (227 amino acids)
Biological process (GO): uracil salvage
Molecular function (GO): uracil phosphoribosyltransferase activity
Source: RefSeq, a predicted model, not a curated record
UCGCUUGUCCAGUGCGGGCGGCGCCGUGCUCGCUGCCGCUAAAGGCUGGAGGCCUGGAGCUACGAGCACCUACCCUUCCCGCCGGUUACAGCUUCACCCCCCUUUACCAAAACCCUAGCAGCCACCGCCCAAGCCGCCUGCCAUCCUCGAUUCCAGCGGAUGGAGAUCGCCAACCACAGCGCCACCGCCGCCGGGAUGAACGGCUUCAAGGUGGUGGUGCCGCCUCACCCGCUGAUCAACCACUGGGUUUCCGUUCUCCGCGAUCAGGACACACCCACUCACGCAUUUAGAAGUGCGAUGGGGGAGCUUGGCAGAUUGCUUGCCUAUGAGGCGACCAGGGAUUGGCUGCCAACUGCAAUACGGGAGAUCCAGACACCAAUGGGCAAAGCUGUUGUAAAAUCAGUCAAUCCUGUGGAGCCUAUCAUGAUUGUCCCCAUUCUUCGAGCAGGGCUUGCCCUCGCAGAGCUUAUGACGUCGAUUUUUCCAUCAACUAGAACUUUCCAUUUAGGUAUGGCUAGAGAUGAGAUGACGCUGCAGCCCUCUGUUUACUUGAACAGGCUACCUGAUAGAUUUCCAAAAGGAUGCCAUAUCCUCCUUGUGGACCCUAUGCUUGCGACUGGUGGAACAGUAGCUGCAGCGGUUGAUCUGCUAAAAGAGCAUGGAGCUGAGAUCAGCCAGAUAAAAAUUAUAUCUGCUGUUGCUGCUCCUCCAGCACUCAAGAAGCUCAAUGAAAGAUUCCCAGGGAUUUGUGUGUAUACAGGAGCUAUGGAUCAAACUGUGAAUGAGAAAGGGUUCAUCGUUCCUGGCCUUGGGGAUGCUGGAGAUCGCAGCUAUGGAACAUGACCCUGUGCUUUAUUAGAAAGUUAGGAUACUAUAGUAGAACUUUUGCUAUGUUUAUCCAGUGAUGUAAGGCACAAAACCCAGAUUCAGUUUUUGAGAUAUCAAUAAUAUAGCUGAUGAUUCAUGUUUGGUAUAAGGAUUAUCAAGGUAAAGUAACGUCAUUGUGUCA